This is a messenger RNA of Arvicola amphibius (Eurasian water vole), 1296 nucleotides long. RefSeq names its product signaling lymphocytic activation molecule family member 1 (gene Slamf1). Bases 46 to 1071 code for a protein of 341 amino acids. The transcript is spliced from 8 exons. Gene Ontology annotation, biological process: lymphocyte activation. NCBI's taxonomy places the organism in Eukaryota, Metazoa, Chordata, Mammalia, Rodentia, Cricetidae. Gene Ontology annotation, cellular component: cell surface; membrane. The record is from RefSeq and is a predicted model, not a curated record. Gene Ontology annotation, molecular function: signaling receptor activity.
UGCCCAGCUCCCAGACAGGCACCGCGUCCCUCUCUUGGCUGGCUAAUGGAGCCCAACAGGUCCCUCUCCUUGGGCAUACUUCUGCUUCUUUCUCUGGCCUUUGAAUUGAGCUACGGAACAGGUGGAGGUCUGAUGAACUGCCCAGUGAUUAUCCAGCAGCUGGGAAAUGACACCACGUGGCUGCCCCUGACGAAAGAGAGCGUUAACAAAAGCAUCCGCAUCCUCGUCACGAUGGCAACGGCAAUGUCUCUAGAAAGCAAAAUCACUAAGAAAAUAGUGUCUUUUAAUCUUGCUAAAGGGGGCUAUCUAGAGCACCUGGAAAAUGGCUACCAGUUUCAACCGGAAAACCUGAGCCUGGGGAUCCUGGGAAACAGGAGGGAGAGUGAAGGAUGGUACAUCGUGAGUUUGGAGGAAAAUGUGCAAGUUCAGCAAUUCUGUAUUCAGCUGAAGCUCUAUGAGCAGGUCUCCACUCCAGAGAUUAAAGUGCUAAACAAGACCCAGGAAAACGGGAAUGGGACUUGCAGCUUGACGGUAGCCUGCACGGUGAAGAAAGGCGAUCAUGUGACUUAUAGCUGGAGUGAUGAGGCGGGCAACCAUCUGCUGAGCCUAGCCAAUCACUCCCACCUCCUGAACAUCAGUGUUAGCAACCAGCAACAUGACAGCAUCUACAACUGCACGGCAAGCAACCCUGUCAGCAGUCGCUCUCAGAGCUUCGACCUAUCACAGGAGUGCAGGCGAGAAUCCUCAGGAGAAAGCAGCUCAUGGAUAACACACACUGCUGGACCGUUAGGGUUCAUUCUACCCCUCAUUGUUCUGGUCCCCGUUGCAGUCAUUCUGCUGAAAAAACAAGGUGAAAGAAGCCACUGCCAGCGGCCAGUGGAAGAAAAAGGCCUUACUAUUUAUGCCCAAGUGCAGAAAUCAGGGCCUCCAGAGAAGAAAUUUGAUGAUGCCCUGACAGAUCAGAGUCCCUGCACAACCAUUUAUGUGGCUGCCACAGAGCCUGUCCCAGAGCCUGUCCAGGAAUCAAACCCCACCACAGUUUACGCCAGUGUGACACUACCAGAGAGCUGACCCCCAGAAACCCAGGGAAAGGACUUUUUGAAGGAACAUAGAAAAAUCAAAAUCCACGCUGAACUUGGCCCUCGGUCCUGAGUUCUCUGUGACAGACACUGCACAUCUGUCCCCUUCUUCAAUCAAUUCCCUGGUGAUCGAUUUGCACAGGCGCACCUGUGAUGUAAGCAAGGAAGUGAGGUUUCCCAAGCAGGCAGCCUACUGUGCCGCUGGCACAGACAUGGA